Molecule: messenger RNA, 655 nt
Organism: Daldinia decipiens
Lineage: Eukaryota; Fungi; Ascomycota; Sordariomycetes; Xylariales; Hypoxylaceae
Exons: 1
Coding region: 45-572 (175 amino acids)
Source: RefSeq, a predicted model, not a curated record
CGGACAAAGACCGCAUUCAACUCGGAAUCACGCUGGUGAAAUCAAUGCUAAAAUAUCACUCGACGCUGUGGUGGCCUCAGGGGUUGACACUCAACCAAGUAUACGUCUUCUGCGACAAAACGGAUGACUUGUCCUCAUCUCUUGAUACAGUACACCUUUCUAUAGAGUUCAAAGCGAUCCCGUCCGCCGCAGAAGAUACCAGAUUAGAUCUUACACUCCAGGGUGAGCAGAACUGCAUGCCCAAGUUUUUACCCUCAGAGUCAGUUCAAGAGGCCAUGGAGAACUAUGGUAUAAGAAAUAUAACGCUAUACGCUCUAGGGGUGGCUCUUCUCCAAAUUGGGCUCUGGGAACGCGUCGCAUGGGAAGAUCAUGUGCAGGUUCGCAGGAAGGUAGCGAGGCUUUCCUAUCUUGGGAAGAGGUUUAGGAACGCGGCCAAGAGACUGAUUGACUGCGACUUUGGCUUAGCUACUGAACAGUUGGAGGACCCAGAACUUCAGGACGCCAUCUUCAGCUGUGUUGUGGGCGACCUAGAAUCGUUAUAUCGUGACUUGACUAGCUCAAGGUUAGGAUGAUUAAUAUGUAUGUAGCAACGAGGGUGUCCGGUUCUUAUGGAUUAUUAUGUACAUAUCUCACAUAUACUAUUUGUUUAACCUCA